This is a messenger RNA of Pseudonaja textilis, 1254 nucleotides long. RefSeq names its product ST6 N-acetylgalactosaminide alpha-2,6-sialyltransferase 4 (gene ST6GALNAC4). Gene Ontology annotation, molecular function: alpha-N-acetylgalactosaminide alpha-2,6-sialyltransferase activity. Lineage: Eukaryota; Metazoa; Chordata; Lepidosauria; Squamata; Elapidae. Gene Ontology annotation, biological process: oligosaccharide metabolic process; ganglioside biosynthetic process. The record is from RefSeq and is a predicted model, not a curated record.
GGCGCGUUUGGAGAGGUGGUCCAUGCGCGCGCGAUGCUUGCGGGUUCCCUUGGCCGGGCUGGGCUGUUGUCCCAGAAAUCCAAGCCAGAUACAUGGCUGAAAACUCCUUAAAGGAUGCAAGUGCUUUCCCGCCUGUUCUUCACUCUCGUUGUGUUGUGUGCCAGCGGCAUCCUUUACUUCCUGCUGUGCCCACGCCUUUGUAGUUCCCUCUGUUGGCUCAGCUGCCAGCCUAAAGAAAGAAAGGAGGACAGGUUGGCACAGCGUUUUAAAACUGCCCACUUCGAGGGCUACAUCAGCGUUCCAGAUGGAAAGCCCCUGGCUCAAGUGCCCUGCCGCCAAUGUGCCGUGGUGUCCAGUUCCGGGCAGAUGCUGGGCUCCCGUUCGGGGAAAGAGAUCGACGCCAAGGAAUGCGUCCUGCGCAUGAACCAGGCCCCCACCCGGGGCUAUGAGGAAGACGUGGGCAGCCGCAGCACCGUCCGGGUGGUCUCCCACACCAGCAUCCCUUUGCUGCUACGCAACCAGAGCUCCUUCUUCAAGCCAUCCUGCGACACCACCUACAUCAUUUGGGGUCCUCCCCGGCUGAUGAACCGGGAGAAGGUCGGGCUGGUCUAUCGGACCCUGGCGAAGAUCAAGGAGAUGUAUCCGGCUUUGCGCCUCUACACCCUCACCGAGCAAAUGAUGUCCCACUGCGAUGAGCUCUUCCAACUGGAGACGGGGAAAAACAGGAUGAAAUCCGGUUCCUUUCUCAGUACUGGCUGGUUCACCAUGGUUUUGGCGAUGGAGUUGUGUGAGCAGAUUUUUGUCUUCGGUAUGGUCAGCGAGAACCAUUGCAAAGAGAGGAACCAACCUCCGGUGCCUUACCACUAUUUUGAGAAGGGGCGACUGGACGAAUGCCGGAUGUACCAGGUCCACGAACGAGCUGCCCGCGGUGGGCACCGUUUCAUCACCGAGAAAGCCAUUUUUUCUCGCUGGGCAAAGAAAAGGAACAUUAUCUUCACUCAUCCAUCGUGGUCUGAUGGGUAGAAGGGGCUUUUUGCAGCCUGGCUGAGCGGAAACUUUUGCCACAGGGCGAAGCUGCGGAAAUUACAGUGUUAACAGAAAGUUGGAACUUUUGCACCGAGAGCGACGUUUCCCCGUGAACAAAAUAUCACCGCAUCUUCUUCUCUUAGCUCCCUAUUUUUUAACGUUCUGUCAAGAGACCGCAAAUUGUUUUGUUUUUAAUUUUCCUCUGUGCAGCUAGUUUUUUGUGGGGUG